UAUACUGCACAUAAUGCAUGUUGGUUGUAUUAUUAUCUGCUUUAUCGGAUGGCAUCUUAUAGAGGACCUAAAGGAGGGUCCUUGUAAUACUGUCACAUUUUCAAGAUGGCUGCCUCCAUCACAGGUUUAUUGAAACCUUGGACGCCAAGGGUGAUCUUGGUGAGAUGGAGCAGGUACAACCCGUACUACCUGGAGCCGGAGAUUCAGAGGGAGGCUUACAGCGUUCCAGAUACAGAGCUGACCACUGAAGAGAAGCAGCAGCGCGAGCUAAAGGAGCUUAGACCCAUAAAAGCAGCCACCAGUGGGAUUACUAGUUCGGUUUUCUGUGACCCAGUAUUAAGUAAAUUCAUCAACAUGAUAAUGAAAGGUGGAGACAAGGUUUUGGCCAAAAACAUCAUGACGGAUACACUGGAGCACGUGAAGAGGAAACAGGUGGAGAAGUACCACAAGGCGCCCCAGGGGAAAAGAGAGGACAUUGAGUGUAAUCCGUACACCAUCUUCCACCAGGCCCUUGACAACUGUAAGCCCGUCAUUGGGCUGGCCAGCAUACAGAAGGGAGGCAAGUUCUACCAGGUUCCCAUCCCUCUUACUGACAAUCGCCGGCGCUUCCUGGCUAUGAAGUGGAUUAUCACAGAGUGCAGGGAGAACAGACACAGGCGCACGCAUCUCUAUGAAAAACUUUCCCAGGAACUUCUGGCGGCCUUUGUGAAGGAGGGCAACGUAAUUAAGAAGAAACACGAGCUACACAAGAUGGCAGAAUCCAACAGAGCCUAUGCCCACUACCGCUGGUGGUAGUCAGUUUAGAGCGCCCCCGCUAUAAGUGUGGGUUUAAAACAAGACAAACUCCACUGGACUUGAAACACACUGACUGUACCCCUGCCCCGGGUGCAGUGGAAUCCAUUCUGGGUGGUGGAGUACCCACAAUUCAAUUGUACAUCAUUCAUCAUCGUAAGCCCAACUGUAUUUAGACACUUUUUUGUAUUGCGUGUGUAUGAUGUAUAAACUUGCAGUGACAAUUAUACAA
This is a messenger RNA of Gadus macrocephalus (Pacific cod), 1024 nucleotides long. It is a transcript of the gene mrps7, whose product is annotated as mitochondrial ribosomal protein S7. Gene Ontology annotation, cellular component: ribosome. Bases 106 to 795 code for a protein of 229 amino acids. The transcript is spliced from 5 exons. Gene Ontology annotation, biological process: translation; ribosomal small subunit assembly. Gene Ontology annotation, molecular function: structural constituent of ribosome; rRNA binding; mRNA binding. NCBI's taxonomy places the organism in Eukaryota, Metazoa, Chordata, Actinopteri, Gadiformes, Gadidae. The record is from RefSeq and is a predicted model, not a curated record.